Molecule: messenger RNA, 996 nt
Organism: Botrytis fragariae
Lineage: Eukaryota; Fungi; Ascomycota; Leotiomycetes; Helotiales; Sclerotiniaceae
Exons: 2
Coding region: 1-996 (331 amino acids)
Source: RefSeq, a predicted model, not a curated record
AUGUCUUUCCACGGUAGGAACUCAUCCUCACACAAGGAGCCACAAGCUGAUGGCAGUCAAGCCAAAGACACCAACCUCGACCAAGCAUCAUCUGGACCGUCAGUGAUGAUGGGCGAAGAAUCAAAGGACAAAAACCCGACCGAAGGUAAACCAGCCAAGAAAAAGAGAGAACGAAAGCAUCGUCAAGGAUUUUACAAUCGUGAUCGGAGAAUAUAUGGAGUUCAGCGUGCGUUUGGAUUCUGGGAAGCUCCAGGUCGCGAAGGCGCAGAGCAAGAUGCAACAUCCAAUUCCGAAUGGGAUUCCGAUGCACCAUACCCUCCUCCACAGAUUAAGAAUUGCAACCUCCGCGACUACAACAUCCCUGUCAAUGAUAAGACUCCCAUGGAAAAUCUCGGACUAGAGAAAUUCAUACUUACAGCGACUAAAGAUAUCCUUACAAGCUCAUGCAUUUCUUGGUUGCGAAAAUAUCAUCCUAAUUUGGUAGCUAAGGAAGGAUGGGGUGAUCGCGGAAAAAGUUCUUUGGAGCUGUACCAUGAAAUGUUCGAAUCUUCGGCUGAGAUAAAAGAUAACACUUUACAACUCGUCGAAGGAGAGACUGCAGAAACCUUCCUCACACUUCUCAAGAAAGUGCGACAGAUUAGACACUGUGUCUUUCGUCGCGGCCGUUGCAUCGAUAUGCCCAUCAUCAUCGUCGAACUCAUGCUACAGGGUGCGAUACGACUUACGAGAAUGGUAGGAGGAACAGAGAGCCUGUCGAUGCUAGAGAAGUUCCGCAGUCGACUUGCUCGGGAGAUGGCUUUGAAUGAGGAUGUAAAGGUUGCAUCGGACAGAUUAAAGCCAAUGUUUAAGAAAGAAGAACUUGAUAUGGAUAAUGAGAUUCAGGUUCGCGUGAUUAGAGCAGAGCGAGUUAAGCUUGAUGAUGCUAUUGCGCAGAAGAAGCGCAGACUUGAGGUUAUUGAUAAUCAGUUUGCGGAUGAAGUGGAGAGUGGGCUCUAG